UCCCGAUGAACCAUCCAUCCUAUUACUUUGUUAUAUAUACCACCGGUGUUGCUGAUUAAGUAGAAACCAUUCCAGUCAUCCACUUUAUUUCGCAGUUUGUGUAUGAUUUUGUCUCUGUUGAGCUGACCUCACCUCAAAAUGGAAAAAUCACCAGAAAUGGAGCACCCAGUAAAGGCCUUUGGAUUGGCUGCUAAAGACCCUAGUGGGAUUCUUUCUCCUUUCAAGUUCUCAAGAAGGGCUACAGGCGAGCAUGAUGUGCAGUUUAAAAUCUUGUAUUGUGGGAUUUGCCAUUCGGAUCUUCACGUUAUCAAGAAUGAUUGGGGUAUCACACAGUACCCGGUCGUGCCCGGGCACGAGAUUAACGGGGUGGUAACCGAGGUUGGGGAAAAGGUGAACAAGUUCAAAGUUGGGGACAAAGUCGCCGUCGGAUGUUUGGUCGGGUCGUGUCGGGAAUGUGAUCUUUGUAACAAGGAUCUUGAAAAUUACUGCAGUAAACAGAUACUCACUUUCGGUUCCAAGGACGUCGACGGCACCACCACAUAUGGCGGUUACUCUGGCAUCAUGGUGGCUAAUGAGCACUUUGUUCUUCGCUGGCCAGAGAAAUUUCCAAUGGACGCUGGUGCUCCUCUCUUAUGCGCCGGGAUUACAACUUACAGCCCGUUCAGGCACUAUGGACUCGACAAGCCAGGAUUGCAUAUCGGCGUUGUGGGGCUAGGCGGGCUCGGCCAUAUUGCCCUUAAGUUCGCCAAGGCGUUUGGCUCUAAAGUUACAGUUAUCAGUUCAUCCCCUAAUAAGAAGGAGGAUGCAAUUGAGAAUCUAGGUGCGGAUGCAUUUUUGGUUAGCCGUAAUCAGGAGGAAAUGCAGUCUGCAUUGGGCACAUUGGACGGGAUAAUUAACACCGUUUCAGCAUCUAGCUCCCUCGCGGACUUGUUAAGUUUGUUGAAGAUUGAUGGUAAACUGAUACUGCUUGGUGUGCCGGAAAAGCCGCUAGAGCUGCCGGUUUUCCCCUUACUCGUACAGGGGCGGAAGGUGGUGGCCGGCAGUGCGAUUGGAGGACUGAAAGAGACACAGGAGAUGCUUGAUUUUGCAGCAAAACACAAUAUAUUGCCAAACGUGGAGAUCAUUACAGCGGAUUAUGUUAACACUGCAAUGGAGCGUCUGAAGAAAGCUGAUGUCAAAUAUCGAUUUGUUAUCGAUGUUGGGAAAACACUGAAACCCGAAUUAUUGUGCUGAGCGUAAGCGCCAUGUUUUCUUGAACCUGUCCUUUUCAGUGAACUUGGAACUCGUGCGUGGUUGAAUAAGGAUGCUUGUUUUUGUAUUAUCUGUUGUGUUUCAGUUGCAAUAUGUACUUAUGUAAGAUUAAGGAAAAUAAAUAAAUGGUUUUAUGAGAUGUUUCGUUCCUA
This is a messenger RNA of Olea europaea var. sylvestris, 1403 nucleotides long. Its product is annotated as 8-hydroxygeraniol dehydrogenase-like. Lineage: Eukaryota; Viridiplantae; Streptophyta; Magnoliopsida; Lamiales; Oleaceae. The coding region runs from base 139 to 1233 and encodes 364 amino acids. The record is from RefSeq and is a predicted model, not a curated record. Gene Ontology annotation, biological process: lignin biosynthetic process. Gene Ontology annotation, molecular function: cinnamyl-alcohol dehydrogenase activity; zinc ion binding. The transcript has a single exon.